Spinacia oleracea (spinach) is the source of this 1837-nucleotide messenger RNA. Its product is annotated as zinc finger protein ZAT5-like. Bases 269 to 1672 code for a protein of 467 amino acids. The transcript has a single exon. The record is from RefSeq and is a predicted model, not a curated record. NCBI's taxonomy places the organism in Eukaryota, Viridiplantae, Streptophyta, Magnoliopsida, Caryophyllales, Amaranthaceae.
CAAAAAUUUCUCUAAUAAUUAUCUAUAUAUAAAAUCACACCUUCUCCACUCCUUUCUCCACCACCAUCAAUCCACUUAAUUUGUUAUAUCUUCCAACAAUCUCUCCCACCCUCUUUCUCUCUUGCUCACUAGAUAUGUCUCAUCUUUUUCCAUUUUCAUCUUUUCUUAUUUAACUCUCAUUCUUCUCCUUCCUCCUCCUUUCUUAAGUCGUGCUGUAGGGUUCGCUGGAGGUGGUGUCGUCAAUUAGUCCGACACCGGAAUACAAGAUAUGGACGGACAAGAUGAAGUAAUCAACAACAACAACAACAGUGACAACAACGAAAACACCAACAACGACAACAAUAACAACAACAACAACAACAACACCGACGCCACCACCACCACUACUAACGUGGGAGCGGGGCAAUUAAUUGUGAAAGGGAAGAGGACUAAAAGGCAAAGGCCACAAUCCCCCAUUCCGUUCCGCAUGAUGACCGCAACUAAUACUUGUUAUAAAAGCGACGAAGGGAGCGAUAUCUGCAGCAACAACAACAACAACAACAACAACAACGUAGUCGAGGAUAUGACAACCGCCACCACCAUCACCACCACCACCGUAGUCUCAGACGACGAUGAUAUCUACUUUAACGGGGGUGGAACCACUACAGAGGAAGAGGAAGACAUGGCCAAUUGCCUUAUCCUCUUGGCGCAAGGCCAUUCUCGCGACUUGCCACCACAACAUCCACCGCCAUUCCUUUCUUUGGUAGACGAUCAUACUCACAAGUCCAACAACAAUAAUAAUAAUAGUGUUAUUCCUCCUAACAAAUUCAUUAGCCGGAAAUUCAUGGAGGCAACUUCCACAACAGGGAAGUCUGGUUAUUAUGUGUAUGAAUGCAAAACAUGUGGCAAAACUUUCUCGUCCUUUCAAGCACUUGGCGGCCACCGUGCCAGCCAUAAGAAGCCUAAAAACAAAGACGAAGAUUACACCAAUAAGAGCCGAUCAAACAAUAACAUUUUUUCUAGCAUCAUUACUUCCAACAAGAACAAUUAUAACCACAACAAUAACAGUAAUCUGCUGCUUUCGUCGGACGAUGAGGAACCUCCUUUUAAAGUUGCUAGGCAUAACAACAACAACAACAACAACAACAACAACAAUGUAAUCUCUUCAACCUCGCUCUCACUACAGCUUACAAAUCGAGCUUUAUACAGCAACCAUCACAGCAGCAACAAAGGUAGAGUCCACGAGUGCUCAAUUUGUGGGGCAGAGUUUUCAUCAGGACAAGCCUUGGGUGGACACAUGAGGCGUCAUCGAGGCCCGGUGUCUGCAGCCAUGGGAGCUUCUUCUGCUACUCCGGUUAUACGAGCGGUACCUUUAGCUAUCGAGCAGGCGCCUGCACCCACUGAGAUUUCUCAUGACCAAAUUAUGAUAACACCAAUGAAGAUACCACCAAUUAGAAAUACUAAUACUAAUACUAAUACUAGUGUAUUGUCACUUGAUUUGGAUCUCAAUCUUCCAGCACCACCAGAUGAUAAUGCAGGUAAUCAUCAAAGAGAAUCCAAGUUUGUUUUUGAGUCUAAGCAACAUCCAAUGGAUGACCAAUCACAACCACCUUCGCCCACGCCGCCGCCACCACCACCACCACAGCAGCAACUUGUUUUCUCUUCGCCUGCUUUAGUGGAUUGCCACUACUAAUGUGGAGGUUCAGUUUUUUAUUUCUAAUUAUAAUUUUAAUUAUUUGUCUCUAGUAGAAAUUCUUACGAUUGCACAAAAACAAGUCAACAUUAUUGUAAAUGUUGAAAGAGAUUUUUCAUUUUUUAUUUUUAUCUUCUUUGGAUUAAGAAUUCAUUACAUUCAUCA